AUGCCCACCUUCUUAUUCUUCACUACCUUCAAGAUAUUAUCCAUUCUUAUCUUGUUCAACUUCCCUAUACCUUCUUUUUGUGUAGAAGUUCAUAUCAAGCGUUCUCUCAUUGAUUUCAUCCAAAAACUCUCAGGCGACAACUCUGACGACAUCGCUAAAACCUUCGGCUGGACGAUAUCAACCGAUCCCUGCACACAUCAAUGGAAUGGUGUCUCAUGCAACAAUGAAACAGGCACACUUAAAAAAAUAAUCUUAGAAAACAAAGGAUUCAAUGGUUCCAUUGAUGCAAGCUCACUAUGCAGAGCUCCAAGGCUUACAGUUGUUAGUCUUCAUCACAAUGAACUUCAAGGUCCUCUCUUGCCGGAGAUUUCAGACUGUAAGCAGUUAACCCACUUGCUCAUCAAUGGAAACAAGCUCUCAGGUAGCUUACCAUCUUCUAUAUCCAACCUUGAUAACUUGAAAAGGGUUGAUAUAUCCGGCAAUAACUUCUCCGGUGAGUUGCCAAACUUGUCGUUGAUCUCCGGGCUUAAGUCAUUUUUGGCUCAAGAUAAUCAGCUAAGUGGAUCAAUACCUCAGCUUGAUUUUGAAUUCCUUGAUGACUUUAACAUCUCCGGCAACCUAUUCACCGGUAAAAUACCUAAAGAUGCCGCAAAGUUUGGAGCUGAAAGCUUCUCCGGUAACCCAGGUUUAUGCGGAGAACCAUUGGCAAGAGUAUGUCAAGAUGAAACAACUGCAAGCGACGAGUCCAAAGCGAUACCGGGAGAAAAGCUUGCUAUGAUCAUAGGCUAUGCUUUUUUAGGCUUUGUUGUGAUUCUUUUUCUUGCAUUCAUGAUAUACAAGAAGAUAGAUAACAAGAAGAAGGAGAGGACAAACACUAGUGUGAAUCCAAUCAAUGCAUCAGAGUCUAUCACGGAAAGAUCGCCGUAUUCCAUCGAUGGUUUAUUGAACAUGGACAGCCCAUUGAUCGCAUCUGCAUUGGUUGUGCUGAAACCAAAUAUGAGUAUCCCUGAACUGAGCUUUGAGAAUUUGUUGAAAGCUCCAGCGGAGUUGUUAGGGAAGAAUAAGAAUGGGAGUACAUAUAAAGUUGUGCUUGAAGAAGUGGGGAGUACAUUUGUUGUGAAGAGAGUGAAGGAAUUGAAGAUGUCAGAGGAUGAGUUUAGUAAGAGGAUGCUAAGGAUUGAUAGAACAAGGCAUGAGAGUGUUUUGUCUGCUGUUGCAUUUUAUUGCUCUAAGAAUGAGAAACUAGUGCUCUAUGAUUAUCAGCAGAAUGGAAGCAUCUUCAACCUUCUUCAUGGCAAUUUCAAUGCUAAUCACCAACCUCUAGACUGGUACAAAAGGCUUGAUAUAGCUUCAAGAGUUGCCAAUGGCCUGGCAUUCAUGCACAAAGAACUAGAAGAUAUAAAUCUCAGUCAUGGCAAUCUCAAGUCCACCAACAUUCUCAUGGGCAUUGACAUUAAUCCUGUUAUAAGUGAGUAUGGUCUCACAGUUCAAAGUGGAACAAAGAAGAAUGACUUCAUGGAUGAUGUUUUCAACUUUGGUGUCAUUCUUCUUGAGUUGUUAACUGGAAAAGUAGUGCAGAACAAUGGCACUGAAUUGGCUCAGUGGGUGCAAUCUGUUGUUAAAGAAGAAUGGACUGUAGAGGUCUUUGAUAAGUUUAUCGUCGGCGAUACAGCGAAUGAGGAGACGAUGGUGAGGCUGCUUAAGGUUGCUCUUUUGUGCAUGAACUCUGGCCAUGCAUCAGGACCGAGCAUGGCCGGAGUGGCAUCUAUGAUUGAUGAAUUAAGAGAAGAUGAGGAGGAAGGGUCUAUUGUUUCUCUCAAGUGUGAUAACUGAGACAAUGGACUGUGUGUGAGUUCUAUCAAUGUAUCAAUUUGUGCAGCAGA
Molecule: messenger RNA, 1883 nt
Organism: Dioscorea cayenensis subsp. rotundata (Guinea yam)
Lineage: Eukaryota; Viridiplantae; Streptophyta; Magnoliopsida; Dioscoreales; Dioscoreaceae
Product: probable leucine-rich repeat receptor-like protein kinase At1g68400
Exons: 2
Coding region: 1-1833 (610 amino acids)
Biological process (GO): protein phosphorylation
Molecular function (GO): protein binding; protein kinase activity; ATP binding
Source: RefSeq, a predicted model, not a curated record